Rhodotorula graminis WP1 is the source of this 537-nucleotide messenger RNA. RefSeq lists its product as uncharacterized. The record is from RefSeq and is a predicted model, not a curated record. The transcript is spliced from 4 exons. NCBI's taxonomy places the organism in Eukaryota, Fungi, Basidiomycota, Microbotryomycetes, Sporidiobolales, Sporidiobolaceae. The annotation marks the transcript as partial.
GCGUACAAGAGCGGCUCGACCUCGUCGUCGUCGUCGACCAAGCAGGCCUCGACCUCGUCCGGCAACCAGCUCGCCGCCUCUUCUAGCAACGUCCUCGUCUCGAGUGGCGUCAACAAGUUCCUCGGCACCAACACCGGUGCGAUCGCGUCCUGGUUCCGCACGAACUCGGGCGCCGACUCCACGAACGGUCACUCCUGGUGCUACUACCCCUACAACGACGACACGCCGGGCUUCGCUAUCUCGCUCAACACGAUGAUGUCGGACGCCAACUGGGACGCGACCGCCGCGAGGCAGAAGUACUGCGGCCUCGAGGCCGUCGUCACGACCCCGGCCGGCAAGCAGCUCACCCUCUACGUCACCGACGCCUUUGACGACGCCUGGGUCCUCACGCCGACCAGCAUCGACGUCGUCUACAACUCCUUCACCAAGCUUCUCGGGUGGCAGACGUCGAGCAAGAACGACGUCAUCCAGAAUGUCUCGUGGCGCUUCACGGGCAACCGCAAGGAGCAGUACAAGUACGCCGGUGCCGGCAACUAG